CAUCGAGACCUCAAGUCACUCUCACAGAGAGACAGAGAGAGAGCCAGUAGCGGUGUGUGCACGCACGCCGACGGGAGGUCCACGCACGAGAGAUCGCGCACACGCAUUACUCCACUCGCCCCACUCACCAAACCAGCCUCUCUCUCUCCGUGUCUCACUGCGCCACCCCCCACUCACUCGCCCCACUCGCCAACCCACCUCUCUCUCUCUGCGUGUCUCACUGCGCCGCCGCCCCCCACUCCUACGUCCCAGAGUCACCCUGGGGGGGCUUCCCGAGUCGCCAGCGCCGCUCGCAGACGGCAACUCGCGCGUCGUCCCACGCGACUCCCACGCCACGUUGCCCGCGAUGGCUCCCAGAGAGCAACAGCAGCAGCAGCAGUACGUCGUCCCGACCAAGAACUGCCACCGCAUGGUGGUGCUGGGCUCCUCCAAGGUGGGCAAGACGGCCCUGGUGUCCCGCUUCCUCACGGGUCGCUACGAGGACGCCUACACGCCGACCAUCGAGGACUUCCACCGCAAGUUGUACCGCAUCCGGGGAGACCUCUACCAGCUGGACGUCCUCGACACGUCGGGGAAUCACCCCUUCCCGGCCAUGCGGCGCCUCUCCAUCCUGACCGGCGACAUCUUCGUGCUGGUAUUCAGCCUGGACAGCCGCGAGUCCCUGCUCGAGGCGUGCCGCCUGCGCGAGCAGAUCCUGCAGACCAAGGCGUGCCUGCGCAACCGCCCGACGCACUCGCUGCACGACGUGCCCAUCGUCAUCUGCGCCAACAAGGCGGAGCCGGCGUCGCAGCAGCAGCAGCAGCAGCUGCCCCCCGGGGCGGCCGCCGCCGCGGUGGGGGGGGGCGGCCCCGAGGGCGCCGAUCCCUCGCAGGCCCCGGCGGCGGCGCUGUCCCGGGACGAGGUGGUGGCCGCGCUGGGGGCCGGCGCGCCCUACUUCGAGGUGAGCGCCAAGCGCAACCACGGCGUGGACGAGAUGUUCCGCGCGCUCUUCACGCUGGCGGGGCUGCCCCGAGAGAUGAGCCCUGCCCUGCACCGACGCGUCUCGGCGCUGUCCUGCCCGGGAAGGGGCGGAGGAGGAGCGGGGGGGGAAGGGGACGGCGACUGCGACGGGCGGCCUGGCGGGCACGGCAGGGGCGGCCUGUGGGGGGGGGGCUCGGGCGCUUCGAAGGCGAUGGACGACGCGUGCGGGCUGGUGGCCACGUGCGCGCGCAGGCCCAGCGUGCACAGCGACUUGCUGUACGUGCGCCAGAAGGCGCUGCUGUGUCGCUCGCAGAGCAAAGAGCGCUCGGACAAGUGCUGCAUCAUGUGAUCAAGUGCUGCAUCAUGUGAUCAAGUGCUGCAUCAUGUGAUCAAGUGCUGCAUCAUGUGAUCAAGUGCUGCAUCUUGUGGUCAAGUGCUGCAUCUUGUGGUCAAGUGCUGCAUCGUGAUGUGAAGGAGAGCUGCAUCACCUGAAUUCGUGCUGCAUCGUGAGGUGAAAAAGUGCAGAAGAAGAAGAAGGGGAGGGAGGCAAGGAGGUGCUGCAAGGAUCGUCGCUGACUUUGAGCAUCGGACACUUUGUUCUUUAGAUUUGUGAUCGACCUGAGAUAGGGGACCUUGACUGCGCGUGAACGCACGGCGUGAAGGACGUCAUCACCACAGUGCCUGUGUUGGGCUUGCGGUGGUUUACACACCCGCACGCACACACACACAUUCACACACACACAUUCACAUACACACAUUCACACACACGCACACACACGCACAAAAGACAAAGAUUUCCCCGUAUAGCCUUUAACAGGCUGUAUGGGCAAAUGCUGUUAGCGAGCAGCACCUAUGAAGGCCGGCACAGCACACGAGGGGGUGGGUGGCCAGCAUCACGCCCGGCCGCCUUUGUCUCCCGAGUGGCGAUGUUUACACCCCGUACUAGGUACUCCUUUUUUAAGCUGAGUCGACCUAGGGGAGGCCCAGGAUCGGUUCGGAUAAUCGUCACUGGUGUCGGUGGCCGUAAGCGGGAAUCAAACUCGGGUGGCCGGGUUCGGAGAGCAGCGUAGCGCUCACCGCUGCGCCACCGCUCCCCAUACACGUGCAGACAUGGAGAUGCUGAAUUGUUCACUACGUAUGAACAGUCUAAAAUUCAAUAUAAGAUAUUAAAACAUAUCGCUAAAUAAAACUAAAGUUACAAUGUCUACAUUUCAAGUGAAAGGGAACUUUUAACAUAUACACUGUACAGAAGAUAUUUAAUAUUUUGAAGUUGUAUAACUCUUUAGACAUAUCGAGCGUACACACAUCGUCAACUUCAUUACGGUGCCACGGUUUACAUUGAUGUGAGCAUUUGUAUUUAACGAAUGUGAAAAGUCAACACUUACCUUGACACAUUGAAGCUUUGUGGAGCCGAACAGUUUUCGCUGCGCUUUCUGCACUCACGUGGCUCGUUUGUGUUUAACGACACGGGCCUUGGGCCUGCAGCCAGACGCACGCGCACGCACGAGGGAGAGACACAGAGCAAGGGAACGGGAUGUAACUUCCAGCUGAACACCUCCGAGUGCCCGGCAGGAGAGUGAUUGAGGCGGGGCACAGACACGCGGCGUUGCAUUGCGCCGUUUGGCCCCACUGGGGACCCGACAGGGAUUUUAAGCAAAGAUCGAGGGAGCUGUGUGCGUGUGCAGUUCGGCCAAUAAGCUGUUGGUGCAAUUUCUAAAUGGCUGCUUGCCUCUUGUUAUCCUGUUGUGUUGAGAAUCAAUUCCAGGCGGCGUUCAGUCGCAUUAGUUCUGUGUCGUGAUGAGGGUCGCCGUCGUCUUACGGACUUUGAUUGAGGACGCCGAUAACGCGACACGCCCACCUCUUGUUUCGCGUGCCGACUGCGAGACGUCACCUUGUGAAUUGUGCACGCGCGAAAGCCCCGUUACGUUUCGCAGCGGCACUAAGCGCUGCACGGUGCACGUGGCGACAUUCUAGCGGUGGAGACCACGAGAUUCGCGUCGACGGAAUAAUCCGAAGGCAGUCUCGGGUAUGAGGCGUCGUCUUGUGACGAGCUCGGCGUGGGUGACAAUGCGCGUGGGUGAGCUUGGAGCGCGCGCUCGUGACACGCGCGGCAGGGAGAGUUGCGGAGUGGCGCCACGUGGCACGUGUCACGUGGCACGGCCCCUGCCAAGUUGAGAGUCGUCUCCUCGUCGCCUCUUGCACGAUCUCUUAAGCGGUUGCUAAACACCACGCGGCAAAUGUCUUUCUUUGUAAGUCCGCAACGAGACGUCGACGGCGGUGGGGGAGGGGGGGCGGUUUACGCGGUGCCCCCCUUUCGACUCCACUGCUUUAACCGAGAUAGUUUUACGUGGCGCCGUGACGCAGACAGCCGUGGGCGAUUCUCGCGAUGUCGAGGCCAGGGGCUGUGUCGGCUUGCUGCCGUGUCUGCCUCCCAUCUCCAAUCCGGGCACCGCGGUGGCCAGGAGAUGUGAACUCCCUCGCCCGGUAUACAGGAGCGCGUGGGUUCCAUCCCGAACCCGAGGCCUGCUGCUGUAUAUUUGGAGUUUGCGCGUCUCUCUCUCCCCGUCUACCCGUGGAUUUUUCUCCGGGUCCCCCGGGUUUUCCAUCCACGUUUAACAUUAACACGCGUUUACAGCAUUUGGCUCCUGCUUUACACAUUUCCACGCGAUGACGAUACGCCGCUCUGUUCAGCUCUCAUUUGUGACGGCCAGGUCGCUUAUGAAAUAAAACAGAGCUCAAAGUGUAUUCGUCUAAUCGCAGCCCCGCGUGUGCCAACACACUGAGUCAGAAUAUUUAUUUAUAAUUGGAGGAAGAAUCCGAUGAGCUUUCAAGCUUUUUUCAACAGGUCAUUGCUCGGCAAUGUUCUCCUGCACUAAGGAGGCCUGCCAAGUGGAGCAGUUGGCGCGGAGACGCGGGUGAUCCAUUCACGCGAUGGAUGUAAUUUAUUUGCAAGGUGUGUGUGUGUGUAGGGGUGCAGCGGUUGUUACUAGCGUCUGACGCACGCACGUGCGGUUUCUCGAAAUGCGCUCUGCCCAGAACCAACGGUGGAUUUUAGACGUAAAGCCUCCGCAUCACUCCAAAUUACUUCACCAAAAACUUCGGUCGAUUGGCUUGCCGCGUGUCCUCGAGUAACGAACGCAACGGGGCUGCGUUCACGUGGCCGCAACAUCGAGUGGCGUGUUUCUUGUCGCUACCCCCCCCCCCGCACCCCUUCCCCUCUCGAGGUGCCGCUGCACCCUCGGCCAGAAGUGUUCUUAUCGAUCGCUGGGGAGACUCAAAAGCUCGCGCAGAUGUUUGUGUUUUGCACAAACAAAUAACAACAGACGCUCGCUCGCUCUUGUACAGCAGUGGCUUUUUUUACUUGAAUAUUUGAUGAACUUGUGACAAUUGCACUUGCCUUUCGGUGUGCACGGGUCGUAGGCGACGUUUAGCUGCAAACUAAUUUUCGUUGGGAGCUGUGAACCAUCGUCGGUCGGACUUGAACCGUUGGUCGGAAGGAUUUUGUACAAUGUGUAGAGGUGUGCAUUCAGUUUUCUACGGUCGACUGCGUCCACGAUACAAAAUAAACAUGAAGUACUCUUUA
Messenger RNA from Lethenteron reissneri (Far Eastern brook lamprey), 4543 nucleotides. It is a transcript of the gene RASD1, whose product is annotated as ras related dexamethasone induced 1. NCBI's taxonomy places the organism in Eukaryota, Metazoa, Chordata, Hyperoartia, Petromyzontiformes, Petromyzontidae. The record is from RefSeq and is a predicted model, not a curated record. Gene Ontology annotation, biological process: signal transduction. Gene Ontology annotation, molecular function: GTP binding; GTPase activity; G-protein beta-subunit binding.